GCCGCGAGCGGAGCGAGAGGAGGCGGCGCUGUGCAUGCUGGGCUCAGAUCAUGGUGGGGCUUUGCGAUAGGAAGCCAGGCAGGAAGGACUUGAACUAGCGUGCAGCGGCCAGCCCUGCAUCAGACAGGCGACUGCGGGGUGUGCGCUGGGGGGGCUCGGAGCAAGGAGGCGACCCCGAAGUCCUGUCAGCAGGAGCGGGACGACGGAGUCGCCACCUGGGCGAGCGGUCUUGCGCCCCGAUUUCGCCUCCCUCCUCUCCCCCCCUUCGAAUUUGACGGGGGGAGGAAAGGGGGGAGGGGCAGGGAAUUCCCACCCCUCUUUUUGCAACCCAGAGCUUUGCUUUUAACCCCUUUGGGGAGAACCGGCGGAGAAGGGGGUGGAAAAGGGAGCCGAUCUCGCCGCCGUCGGCAGCCGCAGCAGCCUCCGCCUGGCGCUUGCCCAUUGCUGGGAGAUGGUGACAUAUGAAGCGCGCUGGAAGGAGCAUGGUUGAGAGGAACAGCAAGUUCCUGCUGAUCGUGGCGGGCUCGGUGUGCUUCAUGCUCAUCCUGUACCAGUAUGUGGGGCCGGGGCUGAGCCUGGGCGCGCCGAGCGGCCGCUCCUACCAGGACGAGCUGGACCUCUUCCCCACGCCGGACCCGCACUACGUGAAGAAGUACUACUUCCCCGUGCGGGAGCUGGAGCGCCAGCUGGCCUUCGACAUGAAGGGCGACGACGUGAUCGUCUUCCUGCACAUCCAGAAGACUGGCGGCACCACCUUCGGCCGCCACCUGGUGCAGAACGUGCGCCUCGAGGUGCCCUGCGACUGCCGGCCCGGCCAGAAGAAGUGCACCUGCUACCGGCCCAACCGCAGGGAGACCUGGCUCUUCUCGCGCUUCUCCACCGGCUGGAGCUGUGGACUGCAUGCCGACUGGACCGAGCUCACCAACUGCGUGCCCGGCGUGCUGGACAAGCGGGAGAGCGCGGCCCCCAAACCGCCUAGGAAAUUUUAUUACAUUACUCUGCUGAGAGAUCCUGUAUCCCGUUACCUCAGUGAAUGGAGACAUGUGCAGCGAGGAGCUACCUGGAAAACAUCCUUGCACAUGUGUGAUGGCCGGACACCAACCCCUGAAGAGCUGCCAUCGUGCUAUGAAGGCACAGACUGGUCAGGUUGUACCCUUCAGGAGUUCAUGGAUUGCCCAUAUAACUUAGCCAACAACCGCCAAGUGAGGAUGCUGGCUGAUCUGAGUUUGGUGGGCUGCUAUAAUAUGUCAUUCAUACCAGAAAACAAGCGAGCACAGAUACUGCUGGAGAGUGCCAAGAAGAAUCUUAAGGACAUGGCCUUUUUUGGCUUGACAGAGUUCCAGAGAAAAACACAGUACUUAUUUGAGAGAACUUUCAAUCUGAAAUUCAUCAGGCCAUUCAUGCAGUACAACAGCACAAGGGCAGGUGGAGUGGAGGUAGACAACAAUACCAUACGAAGAAUUGAGGAGCUUAAUGAUUUGGACAUGCAGCUGUACGACUAUGCAAAGGACCUCUUCCAACAGCGAUAUCAGUACAAGAGGCAGCUGGAGAGGAUGGAGCAGAGGAUAAAGAAUCGGGAAGAGAGGCUUCUUCACCGGUCCAAUGAGGCACUUCCCAAGGAAGAGACGGAAGAGCAAGGACGUUUGCCUACAGAGGACUACAUGAGCCAUAUUAUAGAGAAGUGGUAACCUUGAAAACAAUUUUUUUUUACUGAGAACAGGAUAUUAAGGUUUCCAUAAAAAAAGAACAUGGAAUUAAAAACACUCUUAUUUAAAAACAGUCUGUAAAACAGAAGGUAGAAUGCUUCUUUAAACAAAGGGUCUUUUUACUUUUUCUUAUAAGACCAAUGGGGUUCUUAAUAAAAUAAAAUAAAACAAAAAAAAAUUAAAGAGUCAAUACUAGAAGGCUCAAAUGCACAAGCAUAGGCCCCCGGUGCUGAGGCCAAAUACAGUGUAAUGUUUCAUUUCCUCAUAGAGUCAAAUCCAGAGGUUAUGGGUUACCAUAGCCUUUGUAAUCAUAACCACUCUUCUUCAAUUUGAUCUUCCAAAGUCUCAAUGUUUUUUCCUUGUUCAUGUGAGGUUUUCAGUUGUUAAAGUCAUGAUAAUGGUGGUGAAACUGCCAGACAGUGACUUUGUCCCAGAUACAGCUCCUUGGCCUCAGAUGGAAACAAUGGCCAAAAAGAAGAGCAUAUAAUCAACACAAAGAAACAGGAAGGAAAAGAAGAAAAGCAGAGGAUGAGAAGCCUUCAACAAGUAGACCUUGAUCACAUGUCAAGCACAGAGGUUUGGAUAUGUUGUACUGGUGUCUUGCAUGCAUAGACUCCACACUCACUCAUACACACUGCAUUAACAGAAUAACUGAAUUUGUGAACAAAUAUCCUCAACCUUUGCUUUACAAACAGGUAUCCUAAAGCUUAGUAAAUCCUAUACAAGACAUGGGUGAUUUUAUUACAUAUUCAUGUGACUCUUUUAUAAAGAUGAAUUGUGUGUGCAUCAGUCUUUUUCAUUUAAGAGGAGAUAGUCCACUUGGGGUAUAAUAUUUCAUGCAAAUGUAGUACCGUCACCUGGUCGAUUGUUUUCAUGCUAGAGCUUGCUGAUGCCUAAAAAUAUCCUUUGCUCCAAUGCGGGUAUUUCUUUAAUUAGACACAAAUAUUAAAAAUUCAGAGUACUCUCCUUAUCUGAUAUGACAUAUUUUGUCAUGAACAUCAGUGGCUGCAAUAAAGAUAGGCACAUUUAAACCCCAUACAUGGCUGGACACACGUAUUCAACUGGGCACUUUAGCUCCAUUUAUUUCAACAUGAUUUGGAUGCAACUAAGUUUUGCUAGAUUACUUCCAUUGCUGUCUAUAGGUGUGAUAAUUGUUGCAUUACUGACCUUAUAAGACAACAUUGCAUAUCACUUUUUUACACGAUAGACAGUUUGCCUUGACUUUUCAUUGUGAACAAAACAGCUGCAUUAGAAGACUGGAAAUCUUAAUUGAGCUUCAGGUUUUGAUUCUAUCAGCCUUUUUAUAGCCACACAGUAUUCCUUUCUUGAACACCAUACAUUUUUUUUCAGAGCGUUUCCAAUGAUAAGUUUGAUCUCCCCAUUUCAAGUGUUGGUUUUAUUUCUUUUCUAUGCACAUCUUGUGAAUUGGUCUGAACAAUGCAAAAACAAAUUGUGUUCAUUACCUUCCUUGACUGUUUCUUCCUAUCCCUAGAAGGUGAAUUGUCUGUAUUAGCGAUCAAGUCUGAUUGAGUGUGUUGCAAAAAUUUGCAACAAGUGGACCCACCAACUUUAUUUUCAAAUAAGGGCUUCACUGCAAAUCAGUCAGAGUAAUGACAGUACAGAAGGUGAUGCCCAAGUUUAUCUAACUUCCAUCUAUGUAGCUUUGUCCUUUUAGUCAUUCUCCACCAGACAGUCGAUGAAAAGGAUUUGGAUCAUAUAGAAAGAAAAACUCAGUAAAUAAAUGAAGUUCUUAAAAAAAACACCAUUUAAUGGAGUGCUUAUGUGAUGAACUCGAAUACCCAAGGGACCCUAACUACCCCCACAUUGAAAGUUACAAAGGUUCUUAAGUACUUGACCAGAUCAACCUGUCAAUCAGUGCUAGUGCUAUAACUUGUGUUGGCCUGUUAGUGCUUCUAUGAAGAAGGCCUUCCUGUUCUGAGUGUACACAGCUGGCCAUAUAUAUUCACUUGAGGUUUAGGCAAGGAAAACCAUCUCAUCCUAGAAUUAUUGUUUUAUUAUUAUCAGGGAAGUGGGGCGGGGGGCUGCAUGUUUAAAAUUCUAAAAUUGGAAAUAAUGGCAGUUUGCUAAUGUCUAGGACACCUGUGCAUUUCUAUAACUAAAGGAAACCUUUCUUAAAAAGAUGUUUUUAUCAAAUUCUUUACCCGCAAAAUGUAUGUCAGCUAUAGGAGGCAACUGUUUUUUAUGCAGUACAUGUAGCUUUACCCAAUGGCUUUCCACUGUGCAUUCAAAGUUAUAGAUCUAUAAUAGAAAAAUGCAGCUCGUCCAUAUUCAUAGUGCACAGAGUGGAAAGCCUGCUGUGUUCUCCUUUGUACAAUUCAUACCAGGUUCCAAGGGCCAAAAUUUGCUUCUGCAUAUUUAGCUGCAUGAUCAAAGACAAAACUUACAGUAUUGUUCUUUGUAUCUAAAUUUAACUUCCACAAAAACCUGAAUAUAUCUUAAUAGGCCUGCCUAUGGGAACAUUCUGGAACAUUAGUAGUAGGCUUUCUCCAACAUUUUCUUUGUAUAAUAAUAAUAUAACAACAAGCUAAAGAAAUAAAACUACUGAAUAUGCUUAUCAACUUCACUUAAAUCUGCCAAAGGAAAGUGAGUGGGUGUGCGAUCUUUUGUGCUCAGAAUUCAUUACCUAUAGCUGAGGGGGGGAUGAAGAGGGUAUACCUCCAUUUCAGAUCUCAGAUCUCCUUCCUUAUUUUUACUUCAUAUAAAUGAAGAACAUUAAUCUUUACCCAUUACAAAAUGAGUUGUACUAGUUGACAUUUCAAAAUUGUUUGAAUUGCAUCUAGGUUGUACUUAAAUCUAGAAGACAACUAAAAGCAAAGGAACUACAACAGGAAACAAAAAAAACCUGGCUGAGCCCUUGCCUAAGUUAAUACAAGGGCAGAAAAGGAACAGUUUAAAUUUUUACUCUGAUGCCAAAUUUCCUGACUUUAUAAGCAUUUUAGGGAAGUUAACAUAGUAUUAAUAUAGUUCAUUGUAAUUUAUAUGGAUGGACUGCUGUUUGGUGUGGCACCAGAUGUUUUGGGAGUAGAUUGGUGCUAUGAAAAAUAAAGUACAUGCAGAGUUGAAAAACUGAAAUACUGCUUACACCUGGGUAGGCUAUGUUUUUGCAUGGACGAUGGUCUACCUUUCAUAUUCCAUGUCAAUUGUUGAACUUUUCUGCUGUUCACAGCUGCCUACAUAGUAUGCAACCACAAGCUGCAUGGUGUUGGAGGUGUCGUCGGUAUUUCUGCUGCGACUGUUUCAAGUCAGCCAUGCAAGUAAUUGCAGUAAAAACUUCAGAAACGCUUCCAGCCACACACACCAUUCUUACCCUUCCUCCCAGAACCUAUAGUCCUAUAGGCAGAGUGGCCAGGUAACCAGCAGGAGACCUUGGGUGGACAUCAUUUCCGGAAAAACUCAGCAGAAACAUCACACUUCUCCUAGAACGGCCAGAAACUCUAUGGUAAAACCAUCUUUUCCAGGGUUCCCUUGGAAAUGAUGCCAGUCCUCUCUAGAAAUUAUCUGCUGAUUCCUAGAAAAGCAUAAUGUCACACCAUUGCUAACAGCAUUUUUUUUCUUUCUCUUGCCAGCUGCUGGAGUGCCAAAGGGCACAUGGCAAUGCUACCUGUAGGAUUUUAGCCUUAUCCUUUUAAACAAAGGAGGAUUUUGUAGCGCUACCUGCCAGGCAGCGUUGCCUCAGCGAAGGAAGCUAAGAAAUUAUUUUGAUGGAUGCCUUCUGUAGGUAAGAUUUGCUGAGGCCAAUGAAAGGACUCUGAGGAAACCAAGGAGAAAGACAGAUUAGACCUCAGCCUAGCAAAGCAUUUUUCAUUAUAACUUUAAUGGUUAUGUUAUCAGUCUACUGUGUUUGUAGGACUGUUCCAAAAAAGCUAUAAUUAGUAACACUUUGGGGUAAGUAGAUAUGCUUAAUGAAGAUGAUAGCAGCUUUCACUAGCACUGCUAAUGCUGAAAAUGAAAGGGUCGGGGAAAGAAUAUUUGCAAAAGUAUCAACUUUCAUGCAAGGUCUUUGCUAUUUUUGUUCUACAGUUGCUGUGCCACCUGCACUGGUACUGCCAAGUAGCUGCAAUCAGCAUGAGGACUGGCAGACUCCCUGUGUGGAUUGUACAGAAUAAUCAGUAGGGAACAGCAACAAAAUUACAAUCUUGAAAUACUUUGCCAGUGUCCUGUAACACCCGCUCAUAUUUGUGCCAAUGAGUUUUUUUUACAGUAUCUCCUCUACUGAAGAUGGUUAACAGAACAGGGUUAUGAGGAUGAAGGCGUUUAGCUAAGCAGAUUUAGUCCAGUUCUUCAAAUGUCUCUCCUUCUAUGAUAACAAUGAUGGCAAAGGCUUGGACAGAAACCUUAAGUGUUCUGCAUCCAGGUCACAACAUCCAUCACCAAACCUGCUGGCCAGUUCUCACUCGGCCCUCUUUUUGGAACAGUCCGCCUACACAACUAGGAAAGCAAGUGGGCAUGCAACGUCAGCUCAUUAUGUAACCAGGUAGUUAAAGGCUCUUGCUCCCUCCUUGCAAUUAACUAAGUACUAGAUUCUCGCCACCCAAGCACCUGGCAUCUUCAAGAAGCAGUCGUCGUUACUGGACAGUGUCUUGGAUAUCUUUAGCUCAGCCAGUCACAUCAGAGCCACUUCAUAGGAGCAGCGUCUGCCUUGAGUCAAACUUUUACUUCCAACACACUGUGAUACUCUUUGACACUGCGUAAUCUGGCCUCAGAAAGCAGCAAAAAUGCCCACAAUACUAUUCAAGCCUCAUUUUACACAGGGGCUUUUCUGUAGUCAACUGGAAAUGUGUGCACAUUCAGUUUGUAGGUUGGUUGCUCACUGGUGAUAUGACAGACAAGGACAUUAAAGGGCUUUCUCUUUGGAGGUGCAUUUGCCACACCCAAUUGCUGCAUUACACAUGGACAUGGAUCUUCUUUAGCCCACACUGAUCCCUCACUUGCUUGAAUGACAAACACACAUUGCACAAGGCAAUGUCGAUCUGAGGUUGGUUCAUGUUACAUCAGACCUUUUCAAGGACUUCUGAACAUUCAGCUUAGUGCUAAAGAAUCAAACUGAAUAUAUGUGAUGCAGAAGAGCCUUAAUUGUAAUAGGAGCAUCAGUCGUCUUCUCACCUAUUAGAUGAGCCACAGUUUCAGGGUUGUUCUAACCAGGCCCUAUAAAGCCUUGUAUCUGUUUGAGCCAUUCAGCCCUCCAUAGCUAUCUGGAUAACAAACAGCAGCACUACAAGCAAUCUUCAUUCAGGUCAUUCCUAUUGUUUAGCACCAGGAGAUGCUUCAAAUUGGAGCUCUUUGGCAGGUUGUACAUUGAAUCCCUUUUUAUUAAAUGAUACUACUAGUAAGAUUGAAUUCAAAGGUUUCAGUGGCCAGAGCAAAGUCUGAACUGGGCCAAUUUAAAAAGCACACAGCAGUUAGCCAACAAAAACACUGCCUUUUGGGACUUGUCUGCACAAACUCAUGCAUCGAGUUACCUGAUCUAUAGGAAGGAACUGGUAUUUGUUUAAUGGCUAUUAAAAUUUUGCUCCACCCUCUGUCAAUAUUUUUGGUUUCAAAAAAAUCUGAGGGGCAUAAUAUGCAAGUGAACAUCCCCUACCUCCACUCUGAUCCACCCUUACCUUUCCCUUUCUCAGGUGUCCCUUCCACAUGCUGAACUUGAGAGCUGAGCUAUGAAAAGUGAUUAUGUUAAACUUAUUUUCAGAGGAUGAUUUGUUUUGUACAUAUUGGAAUGUUUUUAACUUAUUUUUAUUGCCUCUUUCAAACUGAUUUUAAAAGUGCUUUUCAAAAAUGCUCACUGUGACGUUCCCACAUUUGUCAGUCACCUCAAACAUUUUAGAGGUCUCCAAGAUUUUCCACCUAUACUCUUGGAAUUCAAUGAGAUAUCAUGUCACCAUGGCUUGCUUUGUUCAUGUACUUCUUGCUUUCCCACUUCUGUACAAGAAAUAUCAGGAAAUCCAUGGGCAAUUCAGAUGUUGAGAUCCCUUCCUUUCCUUGUGUGAUUAUUUGCCGAGUAAGUGAGUUUUACUCCUAAUCUCUAAAUACCCACUCUCUUUCCCACUUGAGCUCAACAGGCUCAUACUAUUGAAAGUAGCUGGGAGUAUCCCAACAGUUGUUUUCCAAUGGACUUAAUCUGAAGGUCUGCGUGUCUGCUGCAGGAACUAAAAGCAAUGUCUAAAUUACACCAAGUAACAUUUAAAGCUUUAUGUAUUUAUUUAUAGCUUCUUUUUAAAAAAUGUUUAAUGACAAGGGAGCUUUUCUUUUUUCAACAACAACUACAAAAAUGGGUAAACAAAGUAAAGGAACAAUAAGUAACUGUUUUUGUCUAGAUCAAAACUGAAUGUUAGCUGAUUAAAUAAAUCCUAAAAACA
Molecule: messenger RNA, 8080 nt
Organism: Eublepharis macularius
Lineage: Eukaryota; Metazoa; Chordata; Lepidosauria; Squamata; Eublepharidae
Gene: HS6ST1
Product: heparan sulfate 6-O-sulfotransferase 1
Exons: 2
Coding region: 462-1688 (408 amino acids)
Cellular component (GO): membrane
Molecular function (GO): heparan sulfate 6-sulfotransferase activity
Source: RefSeq, a predicted model, not a curated record